This is a messenger RNA of Lactuca saligna, 1723 nucleotides long. The record is from the annotation of a GenBank genome assembly. NCBI's taxonomy places the organism in Eukaryota, Viridiplantae, Streptophyta, Magnoliopsida, Asterales, Asteraceae.
GUCUAACAAGAGAGCGAAAGAGGGAAUGGCGAAUGGCGAAGGUUUCCAUGGCUACCAAAGACCCCAUCCUCAUUCAACAUUUGGAGCAAGGAAUUGGAUGCAACCACAACCGGAAUCCACCAACAACAUCAACGAAUGCCUUGUUCGAGAACAAGAUAUGUUCAUGCCAAUAGCAAACGUGAUCCGCAUCAUGCGAAAGUCCCUCCCUCCUCAUGCCAAGAUAUCUGAUGAUGCUAAAGAAACAAUCCAAGAAUGUGUUUCUGAGUUCAUCAGCUUUGUGACUAGUGAAGCCAAUGACAGAUGCCAGCGUGAGCAGAGGAAGACGAUAACAGCCGAAGACGUCCUUUGGGCAAUGAACAAACUGGGAUUUGAUGAUUACAUCGAACCCUUGACAAUCUAUCUCCACCGCUAUAGGGAGCUUGAUGGUGGCGAACGUGGCUCUGGAAGUCAGUCUCUUAUGAAGACAGACAAUGUUAAUGCUGAUCAUACUGCUAAUUCCAUGUCGUUUGGUAACAUCGAUGCUUUUGCGCCUGUUUUUCAUAUGCGUGAUCAACUGUUUGGCCCUGCUACUAUCGCUGGUUUCUUGAAUGAUCCUACAGCGAACGGUGGCCCUUCUAGGCGAGCUGCUUCUGUCGCUGGAUUCCAGCCAUAUGCUCAGUAUAAAGAAGCAGGAGUUCUUUCUAAAUGGUUUGCUUUGUUUUGUAUUGCCAAGGCUAAAACCAGUUGCAGUGAUCCUUAUGUCAUCGUCAAAUUCGGAAAUCAGACGGCAAAGACGAAGGUUGUAAACAGUUGCUUGAAUCCUGUCUGGAAUGAAGAGAUGACUUUCUCGCUUGUAGAACCUGUUGAAGUUCUAAACUUGGAAGUGUUUGAUAAAGACGUUUUCAAGGCUGAUGACAAGAUGGGACAUGCUCAUGUGAACAUUCAGCCAUUGGUGACAGCAGCAAGAUUGAGGGAGAUUUUAGGGGUUUCAAAGGAAGGAACAGUAUUGAGGAAGGUGAUCCCUGAGACUGAUAAUUGUUUAGUUGCAGAAAGCUCGAUUGAUUGGGUGAAGGGUGAAGUUGUACAAGAUGUUUGGUUGAGGCUUUGUGAAGUGGAAUCUGGGGAGAUUGAGUUGAAGCUCAAGUUCAUGAAGCCUCCUGUUCCUUUGUUACCUCCCAAAUCCCAAGUAGUAUAAAUAUUUGAGGCCAUAUGGGUGUGUUUGCUGUUGCAGGUUAUGAAGAUCUGAUGAUGAUUAUAGUACAAGUUUAGGAUUUUAAGUGUUGAAAUUGAUUCAUAAUCCAUUGUUCUUUUUGCUAAAUCUGAAGCUUUGUUUAGAACAAAAGUAGGAUGUUAAUGCUUAGUGUUUUUGUCUUGGUCAAGUAAUAUACUUUGGUCAAUGGGAACUUGGGAUUAGGUAAAAUGAAGUAAUCAUCUUUCAAAUUGAUCAACUAAUUAAGUGUUGAUCAUCUCAAUAAACACUGUUUGUCUAGAGUAGUGAAUAUAUUUUAAUAUUGUUCAUAGAAAUCUGCAUCUUUCUCUUUUUUGUUGAAAUCAGUUUAAUGUUAAAAUUGUUGGCGAAUAUAUUUAUUAUAUAUGUUUUGUCUCAUCUUGUUUGAUGUUUGUAAGACAGACUUUUGUCCCUUACAAAAACUAAAGGACUAAAAGACUAAAAUCUGUGUCGGUCGUCAUCUUGAUAAUCCAAAAAUAACUAAUCUAUUGCAGUAACCUUUGGCUUUGAGUUGAC